CGGUUUCGGACUGACGUCCGUUUUAAAACGACGUCCCAAAAAAGGGACAAUUGAUACGCUUUUCAAAGGACACAAUGGUCUAGUGUUAAAAAUAUAGUGUACAUAAAAAGAACUAUUCUCUUUCAGCGUGCUUACAGAAGAUACACCUAGUUCCAAAGUGGAUUGCUUUGUAAAGGCUGGUUUUCCCGAGCUAUUUUAGGUCUACAACACAUUACCUAUGUCCCAUUUUUAUCCAACAACCAGCCUCUACGAAGCAACCACAGUCAGCUAGAAAUGUAAAUAAGUAGCGACAGCAAGGAGAAAUAAAUGCCAAUACUAAACGUAUAGAACACAAACACUGACGCUUGCAAUGACCCAGCCCAGUUGAAACAAGCGCUAUGGUCGCUACUAACGAGCUCACGCCAAAAUGGCCGACGAGGAAAAACUGCCGAUACCCCCAACGUUUCUCGAGAAAGUGCUCUUCUACACCACAGCGACCUUUGUCCUUCUCGCUAUCUUCAGCCUCUUCGCCUUCCUUUUCUUAGUGCCCUUCGUCAUCGAACCCGCCUUUACCACGAUAUUCAUGCAGUUCGAUCCGGUACCGGCGUUAUGCGUCACCGCCCAAGUGAAACACCUCCUCGGAGUCAGUAACUGCUCCUGGGCAUCCUGCAGGGAAGGCUGCACCAAGGACCUGUACGAAUGCACUCAAAUAAGAGUCAACUACAAACUUGGAUACGCCGCGAAUAUAUCAGCAACAGAGUACGAAGCGCUCAUCAGAGCCGAACGGUCUUUGAGGAACUACGAUUACGAGAAUUACGAGUCGCCGAUAGAUAAGAACUAUCCAGAUAUGGAAGAACAGGAGCUACCUGAGGCGAUCCCUACUGGUCUGAUGGGUAACGACUCGGAGUGGUACUUCACCGGUGCUAGAUUGUUUCCCAAUGUGAAAGGUUGUGGGUACCCUCCUAUACUUAACUGUACAAUUUUCUACGGCAAGUACAAACCAAUUGGAACCAACUAUAGUUGCUAUUACAGCAGAGUGGAUCCAGGUUUAGUUAUCACAGAGUUAGAUAUGUGGCAGAACACCUUGAAUUUGGUUUACGCGAUGGCGAUUCCGAUUCCGUCGUUUAUAAUAUCGGUGAUAUAUUUGACGUUUGCAUAUUUUAAGAUUUACAAUACCGAGGAUGAGUCGGAGCAGGCUCCGUUGCAAAGCGACGCUGAGGCUAUGGCGACAGGAGACGAUGGGAAGCCGACGACUCCUGGGUCAGACACAUUCAGAGAAGACUUGGCAUGUUUUGGUCAUCAACUGAAAAUGCAGCUGGCUAACGAAAAGCCUAAAGAAGGCUUCGAAUCAAAUAGUCCUGCCAUCUCAAACUCUGCCUCAUUAUCUGGGACCAAGUCAUCUUUCGUGAACGCCUAAUGAAAAGUCACACACAGAUGACAGGGUUCCUGAAGAGGCUUCGGCUACAAAGUGCACCAUGAAAUGAGGUGAACGAAAGUAAAUACGAAAAGACAUUAAUUCUGAGAAGUUUUUCGCUCGUACGUCACAGAAGCUUUUUGCUUUAAAUAUUAUGGUCGUGAAAAAAAAAUAACUUAGAAAAAUUAUAAUUGCGAAAAGAAAGAUUUUUAUAAAGCGUUGUGAAAAAAAUGAUAUUAAAAGAAUUUUCGUGACAACAAAACACUUGAAUAUUAUUAUAGUAAUAGGUUGGGUGAUGUAUGAACUUUAUUGCUAUUAAAUAUGACGUGUCUUAAAUAUUUUAGUAUUGUGCUUUUAAAAUAUUGGCUACGGCUACGUACGGUUAAUUAAGAAACAAAGCAAUCUUAACGCCUUGAUUAGUUUGUGCAUUUAUGCACCUAUAUAAUUAUGUAUAUAUUAUAUAAUUAUGUAUCCUUGUAAUACGAAAAAUAUAAAUAAUAUAUUCUCAUCCAAUUUUUCAAUUUAUGUGAUAAAAUUUAAGAAACUCUAUAAGUAGGUUAUUUUGAAUUUCUCUUCAGCAAUUACUAUAACAUUCUACAAAAUACGAGUAAAAUUCAUUAAUGGAUUUGCGAAAAUAUAUUUUUAUUUAAAUUAAAUAUCAAUAUCAUUUUAAAUUAUUGUAAAAUUUAUUUACGAAUAGUGCGAAGAAAUGAUACCUAGAAAAUUCUAAAUUGAAUUCGUCCAAUCUUGUAACUACUAUUUUAUUGUGAAAGAUGUGCAUUAGUUGGGAUUGAAUAAUUGAAAUUGAAUAAGAUUGUAUUACAAAAAUUGUAUUUAUAUUUUUCUGUAAUAAUCCCUUUUGGUAAAGUACCUAUUGCUCAAACCUUUAAAUAUUUGCAUAAAGAAAAGUUGUCACGAAAAUCUAAUUAUAUUAUUGUUAGAUAUAAUAAACAAAGAAUUUUAUCUCCUAUAAUUAUUAUAAACAUAAGACUCUAACGCUCGCAAGCUAUUUAUUGUAUAUGCACGCGUCUUUCAAGUGAAAUAUUUAUGUAAAAAUUAUCUUUUUUAACAAAAUGGCAACUUCUGAUGUUUUGAUUUUCAAUAAAAGAAACAAAGAUGAUAUACAAAAUAUUGAAGGAAAACGGAAUAUUGAAAUAUAUUACUUAAGAUAUAAGCAUCAAAAUUAUAAACCAAUAUUAAAUUUUAUAACUCUUCAUGUGUCAUGUCAGAAAUAAAUUUAUUUAGAUGGAAAAGAAAUAUUAGUUGCUUACACAUACAUAUUUCUAAAUUUUAAAUUGUUUAUUUUUUUAUUUAACUAUAAUUUCAAUUAAAAUGAACAUGGAUAAUAUAUUAUCAAAACCUUAAGAUAAAAUUAGAAAACUCGUUCAUAGGAAUUUGCAAUUAAUUAUUUAAUAUAUUAAACGAUAAUAAUAGAAAUUCAUAUGCAAUAUAAUUUACGACACCAGUUUUAGUGCGAAUAAUCCAGUUUAUUUAUUUUUAUUCUUUAUCUAUAAUUUAUUUUAUUACCUAAAGUAAUUCAAAUUUUUAAUUGAACCAUGCAAUGUCAGUAAAUAAAAUGUUAUUUUUAAAAAGCGACGAAUUCAUGUACUCCUAUGUUUUUCUUAUCAACUGCCUCCUGAAGAUAGUUAAAAAUGAUAUAUAAAUGUUAAGGUUAGGUAUUUUUAAUUAAAAGAGGAAUAUCGUUGGAAUUCUAACAAAUUAUCGUCCCUGCCGUACAAGUAGACAGUAUCGAUUCUUCCGUCCCGUGCCUAAACUUUUUAAAAAUUCAUCGAUACAUGAUGUCCAUAGCCAUCCGACCGUCACCUUUAUCAAGUACCGAAAUAGAGAAAUGAAAUCAAAAUUACUUUGGUAAUUUAUUUAAAAACACUAAACAUUUAAGCUUAUGAGAAAAUAAAGUUUAGUUAACAUUAAAGCUUACAAGUUUUAAUUGUAGUAACAAGCAUUGAUAAAUCAUGUUGUAUGCUUUCAGCAUACUUAUAUAAAUCAUUAUAUUGACAUAUAUCAUUAUACUUUAAAAGGAAAAAAAAUACUAUUUCGAAUUUAUUUUUCGUAUAAAUUUCUAAUUUUUGUAGAUACUACAAAAAAUCAUAAACAUAAAACAUUAUGUUGAUUAUGCUACUCACAAUUACUAUGUACUACUACUAUGGUUAAUUGAAAUUUUAUAGUUCAAACUAAUUUGUAUAUUUUCAAUUUAAAUUAAUGUACUGUCGUUGAUAAUUGAAAUUGUUUUAGUAUGUAGGUACACGAAAAAUAAACGUGUAUUAAUUUUCAAUAAAAAGAUAAAGCUAAGCUUAUAAAUUGUUUAGAUGAUUACAUCAUUGUAUUUUGACGCUAAUAAAUAAAUUAUAAUAUUUCUGUUAAUGAAUGUAUUACGUAUAAUAAAAAGGCUUGUGAAUAUUGCGUAUACUAGAGUUUAAGGGUAUUGCGAAAUGAUUUUUAUUUUCUUGUGACACUUCUUAAGCUUUGCUACUAUGCUUUUAAGUAAUAUAUUAUUUUUAAAGGGUAAUUUUUAUUGAUAUUCCUAUUUACUUAACAUACCUAAUGUGUAAUAUUAAUUUAAGGAUUAAACCUACCUACGUAAACGCUAAAUUGUAUAAAUGAAAUUGUUUUGAAAUAUUUUUGUUAGUUGAAAAUUUUGCUAUUUUUUUAGCUACGAAUACUAAAUAUAAUGUUUUUAAGAAUAAAGUAAAUUAAUAAUUAUGAAAAAAGCUUAGACUGUGGAAGGAUAUUAAGAUUAGUUAGAUUAUUGCAAAAAAAUACCCACGCACACAUUAUAGUAGUUAAAAAAAUAAUACUGUAAGAGCGUAAAUUUCAUGUAGCAUUCAUUUUAAUUAAGUAAUCCAUAAUUCAUUAAGUUAUUAUAUUGUUUAAAUACUUAUUUGUAUCAGUUAUAUUUAUCAGAAGAUCACAAACAUGAAUUAAUAAUAAAUAAACUCUGUAAAUAACUAUUUCAUUCACCAAGUGUUACAGCUAAAUAAUAAUUAAAAAGUAUUUUUACACACCCUACACUUAUUUUAUAUAAUUUACACAAUAAAAAAAAGCUUAUUUGAACAAUGUAACUGAGAGAAUAUUAUACUGAAGAGAGCAUCGUGAGACAUAAUAUACUAAAACUUUUUAUACAAUUUAAUUAAUAAAUCAUACUCAUAGUAUGAUACGGACAGAGAAGAAUAUUGUGAGUAAAAUUGAUAGCAAUACAAACCAAGCAUUGUCAAUUUUGAGAAUAUUUGUUCAAGUUCUACAAAAUAAUAACAAUUUUUAACGUUCCCUUAAUGAUUAUGUGUGGUCUCUAAUUUGAAAUAUUAUAUCGCUGCCACUAAACGAGUGGUCAGGUAAAUAUAACUGCGGAUGCUUAUCGGAUCAAGCUUUAAAAAAAUGAAAUUAAAAAGUUAUUGGGAUUCUUCUGUCACGAUAAAUGUUUAAUUUGUAAUUUUAUUAAAUUUUUUAUCUGUAUAUUUACAUCUUGUUUUGUGUAUUAUAUUUUGAUGGAGGAUAAUGAUCACCGCAAUACAGUUUAGAAAUUUUACGUGAUUUUCGUCUUUUUUGAUUUCAUUCAGCUGUGAUCGUGGUAUAUUUGCUUAAAAUAUUUAUUUAUAUAUUUUUUUAAUCUGUCAAUAUUAUAAAAGGCAUUUUAUUACGAGAAUUUUUUUCAAAGACAAUGCUUGGUUAGUUACAAUUCCAUAUUCAACGGACAUGGCACGUACUCGUAGGAGAUGCAUUGUAGCAAUCUUUAUAUUAUAAUGAUAUGUUAAUGCUUCUAAUAAAUUGAUAGAUUAGUGAUCGAAAAGCAAUUUAUGUAUAUCAUUCUGAAAUUAAGUCAAAUUAAUAAUUUUAGACUUACCUGUAACAUUUUGUGUGGCUCACUUUUAGGUUGUGCACAAUAUUUCACAAAAUAUUAAUAAUUUUAAAUAUCUGUGUUCAAUUAUUCAGUCACUAAAUUACAUAAUAAUUAUUUUAUUACAAAUAAACUCUGGUAAUAAAAGUAUUUGACAUAUUUUGUUUUUCGAUAAUAAUUAUUAUUUUAUUAAUUUACUAAAAUCGGGAUUUAAUGUUUUGUAUAGAAGAUCGUUAUUGUAUAUACAUGUUGUUAUAAUAAUGAAUGUAUAUAACUUUUUUAUUGUAAUAUUUUUACAUUAUUAUUUUUUUUUUAAUUUUUCGAAUAUUUGCUUGAUUGCUAAGAAAUGGUGUGAUAAAACUGAGUGAAAGAGUAAUAAUUAAUUAAUAGACGCCUGUAUCUACGAACUUAUAAAUUCUGAAUAUUAUAUGUUUGAUAGGUCCAUUAUUAACAAUUAUUAGAAACACAUAAGGCACUUAAAGUAUUUUUUCUACUUUGUGUUUAUCUUAAAUAAUCCAAUCAAUACAUUUUUCUAUUAAACCACUGUUUUUACAUUUUAAGUUAUUUUGUUUAAGUGAUUCUAUGAGCUGUUUAUCUUUGAAGUAAUCGUGGAGCUUUAAGAUAUUUUUGUCUUUACAGAAACGAUUACAUAUUGUGUAUACACUUCACUCUUUUGUAAAGCCGCUUCAUAAUUACGAAUAUAAUAUGUAUACUACUGUUCGUUUCAAAUUUUAUAUUAGAGACACAUCACUGCCAAAAAUUGUGGUCACUGAUCGCUCUUUACACUUUUUUUCCAGAAACCUGUCCAGUGAUAAGCCUCAUGUCACAUUUAUUAAUUUAUUAAUACAUAAGCUAAACCAUCCCUACUUCUUAUAAAUACAUGUAUGUACCAAUACCGCAUUCGCUUUGCCUGCAUAAAUAAACAUACGCUUAUUACAAGACUAUGAUUCAGAUUUAUUGAAAUAGGAUUUAUAUAAUUUGUAUUCAAUUAUUUUAAUAAAAUUAUCAUUUCAUAAUUUUUAGUCAGUCGCAUAAAUAAUACAAAAUAUAUUUAUAUUUAAAUAAAUCAUUUAAGGUAAUGAGUAUUUUGUUACAUUUCUUUAUUACUGUUAAUUACUUUUAAAGUACUCUUAGAAAAUAAUUUCGAUAAUUGUCAAAAUUUACCUCAUUUUUUAAUUUGAAUAAAAUUAAGUUAUUUUUUUCAAGUGCUUUUAAAACACCAAUUUGGCGAAUAAAUUGUAAAUAAAAGGUAAAGGGCACAAAAUAUAUAUUUUAGGAAUGUUUCCGAGUUACCUUAUUUUUUAUAAUUAUAUGUUUAUAAUGUGUCCGUAAAUCAAUUAUAUUUUAUUAAUGUAGUCAAUUUUAAUUUUUAAAUAUAGUUUUAGUAGAGAUUAAUUUAUCUUCAGUAAAAAAAAUCUUUAAUAACAUUUUUUAAGAAGCGUGCCAUUGUGGACUGGGGUUACUAUGUGAAUUUAAUGCAAUAUUAAGAGCAUUUAAAUAAUUAAUUUUGUUUUUCAAUAAUAUGUAACUAAUUGAAUACGUUUGUCGUUUAUAAUAACAUAAUUGUUUUUUUGCUACUAAACGUCUUCGCAAAUAUUUAUUACGUAUAAAGUGAUGAAAAAAAAUAAUAAAAACUUAUUAAAUACGUUUACACACGUGCAGACUAUUAUUAUUAUAAAAUUAAUUUACAAUUAUAAUUUAAUUAUUCUAUAAUAUGACGAUAACAUUAUAAUUGGAUUACCUACUUAAUUAUAUUACAAACUGUUGCAUAAAUUAUGUUCGAAAAUGUAAUUGCUUAAAAAUUGUAUUAAAAACCUACAUUUUGUGUUACAUUUUUUGUGAUUUAUUUUUGAAAUAUCAUUUAUUUUAAUUAUGACCAUGUUACGUUAUUAAAUCUUUUAUUACUUCAUUAGGUAACUUUUCUUAUUUUAGUAUUAAAUAAUAUUAUUUUUAUUACAUGAUAUUUAUGCACGUGUGUUAAGUGAAAUUUUUUCGCUACGAAGCGAUAUUUUAUAUAAUUAUAACUGUUCAUCGUAAUAUUACAUUUUCAUUCAUUUGGUACUAACUGUUGCCUUAUGACCGUUUUGUAUAUAAAAGUAUAAAUGAAGGUUAGUAGUAAAUAUUACAUUUAUUGGCUUCGAAA
Bicyclus anynana (squinting bush brown) is the source of this 7389-nucleotide messenger RNA. It is a transcript of the gene tipE, whose product is annotated as protein tipE. The record is from RefSeq and is a predicted model, not a curated record. The transcript is spliced from 4 exons. Gene Ontology annotation, biological process: regulation of sodium ion transport. Lineage: Eukaryota; Metazoa; Arthropoda; Insecta; Lepidoptera; Nymphalidae. The coding region runs from base 407 to 1396 and encodes 329 amino acids. Gene Ontology annotation, molecular function: sodium channel regulator activity.